AAGCUCCCAACAAUGGCUUCUACUCCUCCAUCCACCCCUUCCAAAACAAUCCCAGUCUUCAUCACCACCGAUUCCCUACACUCAAUCCUCUCUCACCAAACCCUAAUCAACCACUUCCACUCUUCCCUCCCCGCCGUCUCCUCCUCCCUCUGCUCCCCCCUCCGCCAAAGCCACGCUGUCUCCUCCACCUCCUCCCUCCUCCUCAUGCCCUCCUGGUCCUCCUCCCCUUCUCUCCCCUACAUCGGCGUCAAGCUCGUCACCUACUUCCCGCUCAACUCCGCCGUCAGCUUGCCCGGAAUCCACGGCAGCUACGUCCUCUUCAGCUCCACCUCCGGCCAAACCCUCGCCACCAUGGACGGCACUGCUCUCACUCUCUACCGCACUGCCUGCGUCUCCGGAUUAGCUUCCAGGAUCCUAUCAAGAAAUGACAGUGAGGUUUUGGUCAUGGUCGGAGCCGGAGCUCUGGCGCCGCAUUUGAUCAGGGCGCAUCUUGCAGCGAGGCCGGGGUUGAAGAGAGUGAUCAUAUGGAACAGGACGGAGGAGAAGGCGAGAGCAUUGGCGGCGGAGAUGAGGGGGAGUUUGGGAGGUGAUGGGGUGGAGUUUGGGAGCUGUGGGAGGUUGGAUGAGGCGGUGGAGAUGGGGGACAUUGUGAGCUGCGCCACGAAUUCGGAGGUGGCGCUGGUGAAGGGGGAGAGGCUGAAGGUGGGAGCUCAUUUGGACUUGGUUGGCUCGUUCCAGCAUUCGAUGAAGGAGUGUGAUGAUGAGGCUGUAAGGAGGGGGAGAGUGUUUGUGGACAAUGAGGCGGCGCUGGUGGAGGCCGGGGAGCUGGUUGGAGCUUUCGAGAGGGGUGUGAUUGAGAAGGGUGAUGUGUGUGGGAUGCUGGUGGAGUUGAUCAGAGGAGAGAAGGCUGGGAGGAGAAGUGAUGAGGAGAUUACCGUGUUCAAGUCGGUAGGAUCAGCAGUUGUGGACAUUCUUGCUGCACAGCUGGUGUAUGAAACUUACAUGAAGCAGUGAGAUUUGUUUCACUGGUGCUGAGAUUUGCCAGUUGUAUACUUACAUACACAUCAUGAUUCGUGUCGCUAAAAAUCUGUGAAUAAAAUGCCUGCUUGUGGUUUUAGAUCGGAGAUCUACAAUGCAGAAUCCGAGUUUAUGACAGAACUUAACAAUAAGCUUCUAUUAUGUGAUAAGCAUAUCCAAUGUUUGCUGUACAAACUUUUCAAAAAAAAAAAAAGUGUAUUGCUGUACAAUCU
Molecule: messenger RNA, 1250 nt
Organism: Fragaria vesca subsp. vesca
Lineage: Eukaryota; Viridiplantae; Streptophyta; Magnoliopsida; Rosales; Rosaceae
Exons: 1
Coding region: 13-1014 (333 amino acids)
Cellular component (GO): cytoplasm
Source: RefSeq, a predicted model, not a curated record